Messenger RNA from Echinops telfairi (small Madagascar hedgehog), 1546 nucleotides. It is a transcript of the gene GJA4, whose product is annotated as gap junction protein alpha 4. Lineage: Eukaryota; Metazoa; Chordata; Mammalia; Afrosoricida; Tenrecidae. Gene Ontology annotation, biological process: cell communication. Gene Ontology annotation, cellular component: connexin complex. The transcript is spliced from 2 exons. The coding region runs from base 89 to 1090 and encodes 333 amino acids. The record is from RefSeq and is a predicted model, not a curated record.
CCACGGGCUCUGCGCCUGGCGAUCGCGCGCAUCCUCUCCCGCACCGGGGCGGGCGGCUGGGCACACGGACGACUAAGACCCUGGAGCAAUGGGCGACUGGGGCUUCCUGGAGAAGCUGCUGGACCAGGUCCAGGAGCACUCGACCUUGGUGGGCAAGAUCUGGCUGACGGUGCUCUUCAUCUUCCGAAUUCUCAUCCUGGGCCUGGCAGGGGAGUCGGUGUGGGGCGAUGAGCAGUCAGACUUCCUGUGUAACACGGCCCAGCCGGGCUGCACCAACGUCUGCUAUGACCUGGCCUUCCCCAUCUCCCACAUCCGCUACUGGGUGCUGCAAUUCCUCUUCGUCAGCACGCCCACCCUGGUCUACCUGGGUCACGUCAUCUACCUGUCUCGGCGGGAAGAGCGGCUGCGGAAGAAGGAGGGAGAGCUGCAGGCGCUGCCGGCCAAGGACCCCCACGUGGAGCGAGCCCUGGCCGCCAUAGAGCAUAAGAUGGCCAAGAUCUCUGUGGCCGAGGACGGGCGCCUACAGAUCCGGGGUGCGCUCAUGGGCACCUACCUGGCGAGCGUGCUGUUCAAGAGUAUGCUGGAGGCGGGGUUCCUCUACGGCCAGUGGCGCCUCUACGGCUGGACGAUGGAUCCCUUGUUCGUGUGCCAUCGCGACCCAUGCCCUCAGCCCGUGGACUGUUACGUCUCGCGCCCCACGGAGAAGACCAUCUUCAUCAUCUUCAUGCUGGUGGUCGGACUCAUCUCCCUGGUGCUCAACCUGCUGGAGCUGGUGUACUUGCUGGGCCGCUGCGUCCGCCUGAAGGUGAAGGCGAGGCCGCACCAGUUGGCCCCGCCAGCCGAGAGCGCCUCCUCGGACCCUUACAAUGAGCAGGCAUUCUUCUACCUCCCCAUAGGCGAGGGGCCCUCGUCCCCACCCUGCCCCACUUACCAUGGGCUCUCAUCCAGCGAGCAGAACUGGGCCAAUCUGAGCACGGAGGAGAGACUGGCUUCUGCUAAGCCGCCUCUUUUCUUGGACUCCCCGCCUCAGAGUGGCGGGAAAUUCCCCAGCCGCCCCAGCAGCUCUGCUUCCAAGAAGCAGUACGUGUAGGAGCCUGGGGCUUACCUCAUCCAACAGGGGGGCCCUGGGAAGCCGGCUUCCUUAAAGACUCUAUAGAGAAGGUUGGCUCUGAGAUCCUGGGACCGAAGGGCACCCUGGCUUGGGCUCCAGGCCAUGCUUGGGACAAGCUCAGGCAGAGCUAGCUACACUAAGGGGGCUCCUGGGCCCUCUGGCCUGUUCCCCCUGUACUGAGGGUUCCCAAAACCACUGGCUCUACUUCCACCCUCGUGGAAGAGUCACCUCAGCCCAGGUGGUCCCCACACCCAGGGCUGCUGGGUCAGCCUUAAUCAAGCAGAUAGACCCAGCCUGUGCUGGCAGGGGUGGUGAGGUGAUGGGGGAAGGCCAGAGGUCUGGAACUGGCCCUGUCAGAAAAACUGGGGUCUUGUUCUCAUCACUCCUUCCCAGUUCCGCUGUUUAUGCUUCUAAAAUAAACAGACUUGAGCACAA